Molecule: messenger RNA, 1155 nt
Organism: Paramuricea clavata
Lineage: Eukaryota; Metazoa; Cnidaria; Anthozoa; Malacalcyonacea; Plexauridae
Source: the annotation of a GenBank genome assembly
AUGUCUGGCACCUUAGAACAUACUGCACAAAUGGCCAAUAUAAUCAAUAAAGCCCGAAUCAAACAACGCUCACUAGUCAUCACCCUACCUGACCUCAAGAAUGCUUUUGGUGAAGUUCAUCAUAAUCUGAUCACAUCCGUACUUGAUUACCACCAUAUCCUUGAACAUGUUAAAUUGAUAAUUAAACGUCUAUAUACCGAUUUAAAAACUUCAAUAAUUACAUCUGAAUUCCGUACCCCCUUCAUACCAGUUCGCCGUGGAGUAUUGCAAGGUGAUUGCCUGAGUCCUCUUCUCUUCAACAUGUGUUUCAACACCUUUAUACAACACAUAAAAACAGAUAAAUAUCGUCAAUUCGGCUUCUCCUUACAGUUUAUAAAUCCCAUCCACUGGUUUCAGUUUGCUGAUGAUGCCGCCGUCAUAAGUAGUCAAGAAUCCGAAAAUCAACAUCUUCUAAACCGAUUCUCCAUUUGGUGCCAAUGGUCCAACAUGAUUAUUCGGGUUGAUAAAUGUAGUACCUUUGGCAUCAAAAAAGCUCUAACAAAAUCAAUCCAAUACUUGCCUAAACUACUUAUUAACAAGCAACUAAUUCCAAAGAUCAAUAUCGGUGCGGCUUUUCAAUACUUAGGAAGAUACUUUAGUUUUAAUAUGUCAGACGAACACCACAAGUCUGAACUAAUCUCACUCGUUGAAGAACUAAUGGCAGAUAUUGAUUCCAAACCAUUACAUCCAAAAAAUAAAAUCCUCCUCUACAGUCGAUAUCUUCUGUCCAAAUUAUCCUGGCAUUUUACAGUUUCUAGCGUCUCGAAAACGUGGGUCACCGAAAACAUUGAUUCCAAAGUCAACAGUUAUAUCCGUAAAUGGCUUGAUAUACCUAUAUCUGGAACGCUAAGCACUGUUUUCCUAACCCGCAACAAGUUUGGCCUCAGUAUUUGUCCCCCAUCUGUCAAAUUUAUUCAAUGUCAAACUGUUCUCCGUAAAGCCCUAAAAACAUCCCCAAACGAAGCAAUUAACGAUCUUUGGAAAGCAACUAGCAACAGCAAAAAUAUUCAGUAUGACGUUUAUAACUCCACUAAGCAAGUUCUUAAGGACUUUCGCUCUGGACAAGAGGAUAAACUGCAUACUCAACCUGUCAAGGCUCUUUCUUCACUAAUAUAA